Messenger RNA from Aspergillus alliaceus, 1014 nucleotides. Its product is annotated as class I SAM-dependent methyltransferase. The transcript has 9 exons. Gene Ontology annotation, molecular function: methyltransferase activity. The record is from RefSeq and is a predicted model, not a curated record. The coding region runs from base 1 to 1014 and encodes 337 amino acids. Lineage: Eukaryota; Fungi; Ascomycota; Eurotiomycetes; Eurotiales; Aspergillaceae.
AUGUCCGAAGAAACCGCCCAAAAGGCACACUAUUCUUCCGUCCUCGGAGCUGAUCCCAUACUAGAUAACUCCUCCGGCGAUGAAAACGAUGAUGAUGACUGCUCGCGUCUGACCUCAGCAAGCGGCUUGACUUCUCUGAGCGCUAGUAUUACCGACUACAGAUACGAGAACGGACGCCGUUAUCAUGCUUAUCAUGAGGGGACAUAUAUAGGGCCGAAUGACGAAGCGGAACAAGACCGCAUGGGCCUAGUGCAUCACAUAUACUCUCUCCUACUAGAAGGGAAGCUCCAUCUCGCACCUCUGGGCAAGAGCCCACGGCAUGUUCUCGAUCUAGGCACUGGAACUGGCCUCUGGGCCAUCGACUUUGCCGAUGAAUAUGGAUCGGCCCGUGUGAUUGGGAAUGACUUGAGCCCCAUCCAACCUAAAUGGGUGCCGCCGAAUUGCCAGUUCGAGAUAGACAACUUUGAGUCAGACUGGGUGUAUAAAACACCAUUCGAUUACAUCCAUGCUCGUGAACUGUCGGGAUGCAUAGGCAACAUCGACAAACUUUUCCAGCAAGCAUUUAACCAUACCAGUUCGGGGGGCUACUUUGAACUCCAAGCUGUCAGCGCCCAUUUCUUAUCGGAUGAUGAUACUGCUGACCAGGCUGGGACUGCCCAAGACUGGAUGAGAAACAUCCGCGAUGCCGGCAGAAAGUUCGGCAAGCCCUUGGAUGAAGUUAAUCAGUGGAAGCAGAAAUUGGAAGAUGUUGGUUUUGUCGAAGUUACAGAAACGAUAUUAAAGGUCCCCAUCGGAACUUGGCCCAAAGACGCGAAAAUGAAAGAAAUCGGGAAAUUCCAGUUUGUCGGGGAAAUGCAAGCCAUUGAGGCUUACACCCCUGCGCUUUACACACGGGUUCUUGGUUGGAGUGAGGAGGAGAUGCAGGCGAUGAUGCAAAAGGUGAAGCAGGAAGUCUCUAAUCGAACAUUGCAUCUUUACCUUCCUUGCCAUGUUGUUUAUGGUCGAAAGCCCUAA